AUGCGCGUCGCCGCCUUGCUCGGGGCCGCGCCCGGUAUCGCGAGCCAUGCGCGGAGAUGUCGUACUCCGGGAUCGAUCAGAUGGGUCGCCGCGGCGCAUGCGCAGACGACGGAGGAUCCAGCGGUGCCGGAAGACCUUCUCCUCAGAGUACGGGAGAAGGGCGCGCAUCUCGAUAGACCGUGGAGCCUUACCUACCUCAGGAACCGUGGUAAGGUGACCAGGGCCCAAAAAGAGGCGUGGAGGACCCUGUGGCCUCAGUACGGCAUCGAUGUUCAGACCCACGCCGGCGGCGGUGGGCCACCUCCGAGGCUCGACUUCCGAGAGGUCUUCGCGGACAGGCCAGAAGCGCCGCUGGCUCUGGAGGUCGGGUUCGGUCUCGGGCACUCGCUGAUGGAGAUGGCCGCCGCCCACCCCGACAAGAACUUCGUGGGCGUUGAGGUUCACAAGCCUGGCAUCGGCGCCGCGCUCCAGAAGAUCCAGGCGCGACGAGACGAGUUAGGAGAUGGUUGGGUCGACAACGUCAGGGUCGUGAGGAUGGAUGCGCUCUGGCUCGUUCGGGAUUUCAUCCCCCGCGAGUCCCUCUCGGAUGUGUGCGUGUAUUUCCCGGAUCCGUGGUCGGACGCUCAGGCGCACAGGCGCAUAGUCAACCCGUUUCUCCUCGCGCUCAUCGAACCGUGCAUGGCCAAAACCGGGGGUCGGCUGCAUCUCAGCACGGACGAUGACUCUUACGCUGAGCACAUGUUUCGGGUUAUGUCCGAGGCUGAGUCAAGCGGCAAAUGGGAGAAGGUCGAUGAGGCGCUGCUGGGUCGGUCGGGAUCCACCAAGUACGAGGAGAGGGGGCGCGCGCUGGGCAGCGAGAUUCGCAACUUUUGCUACCGGUACGUCGGUAGUCCGUAG
This is a messenger RNA of Micromonas commoda, 897 nucleotides long. RefSeq lists its product with no specific name. The transcript has a single exon. Gene Ontology annotation, cellular component: tRNA methyltransferase complex. Gene Ontology annotation, biological process: RNA (guanine-N7)-methylation; tRNA methylation. NCBI's taxonomy places the organism in Eukaryota, Viridiplantae, Chlorophyta, Mamiellophyceae, Mamiellales, Mamiellaceae. Gene Ontology annotation, molecular function: tRNA (guanine(46)-N7)-methyltransferase activity. The coding region runs from base 1 to 897 and encodes 298 amino acids. The record is from RefSeq and is a predicted model, not a curated record.